Molecule: messenger RNA, 3153 nt
Organism: Vollenhovia emeryi
Lineage: Eukaryota; Metazoa; Arthropoda; Insecta; Hymenoptera; Formicidae
Product: protein croquemort-like
Exons: 9
Coding region: 268-1836 (522 amino acids)
Cellular component (GO): cytoplasm; membrane
Molecular function (GO): scavenger receptor activity
Source: RefSeq, a predicted model, not a curated record
UUUUACGCCUAACAGUUUAUUUAAUUCCGACGCGCGAUUAAGCGCCCGCGAAGAAAUAACACGGAAGUAACAAUCUCAUUUCUGGAAAGAGCGCGUUUCCAGUCUGUUCGUUGUGAACUAUCGACGUGAAAGUCUGCAAAAUAAUUCGCGAUCGCACCCGAGACGCGCAACUAAUUUCCCGGCGAAGGGGAAAAGCGGCAGAGGAAAGCCCAUUGUUUCGUUGUCUCUUCCUCGCGUGUGUUCUUCGAGAUAGCCGAGGGAGGAAAAAUGCCUGAACUCGAAUCGACAGUCCCACGGGAGCCUAAAACGCGCACGUAUGCAACUUCCACGCAGACAUCAGUCCGACCUGUGCCUCCCAUAAAGAUGACGCGGUCCUAUAAAAAAGCUGCCACCAUCGGAGUCGUCGGUGGAGUGAUUAUGGUUCUCGGCAUAAUCACGGGAUCGCUCUGGGCCACUACGAUAUUCGAUUUAAUAUUUGUAAAGCUGUUCACGUUGACGGAGACGUCUCUCUCCUACGACUUUUGGGUGGUGACUCCCAUUCCAAUGUACUUCAAGUUCUACAUGUUCAAUUGGUCUAAUCCGCACGAGUCUUACGAAGGUGCGAAACCGCAUUUCCAGGAAAUGGGGCCUUACGUCUUUCGUGAAAUCGACUAUAAGGUGAACAUAACGUGGAAUGACAACGGAACUGUCACGUUUCUGAGGAAGAAAGUUUGGUUCUUCGAAGAGUCCUUGUCCAACGGCAGCCUGACCGACGAGAUUACCAAUCUGAAUCCGAUCGUUGCGACGAUUGCGUCUACGAUGAAGCAUCAGCCGGUGUUUCUACGUAAGCUAAUUAACAACGUUAUGGAGAGUCUAGGAGAGAAGCUUAUCUUUACUCAAACCGUGAAAACGCUGUUAUUCGACGGAUACCAUGACACGCUGCUGGAGAUUGCGCGAAAGAUGAACGCGACGAAAAUACCCUACAGUAAAUUCGCAUGGUUCUACGCGAGAAACGACUCGGAUACUUACGACGGCUGGUUCAGCAUGUUAACCGGCGCCACCGAUUUGCACAAAAUGGGAAUACUACAAGAGUGGAACUACAGCAAUCGAACGAAUAAUUAUGAGGGUUCGUGUGGCAAUAUACGUGGAGGGUUGGGGGAUUUGUGGCCACCUUUAGAGGAUAACAAAACGGUGUCUAUAUUCAUCCCUGACAUUUGCACGACUUUGGAUUUUGCAUUCGAAAAUACAAUGCAGUAUCAAGGUAUAACAGGAAAUAGGUAUGUCGGGACUAAGGAUAUGCUCGAUAAUGGUGAAUCUGUACCCUCCAGACAAUGUUAUUGUCCCAAUGGGAAUUGCGGACCUAGCGGAGCGUUAAAUAUUUCAUCGUGCAAAUUUAAUGCGCCGGCAUACGUCAGUAUGCCGCACUUUUAUCUAGCAGACCCGAGCUACGCAGAGAACAUAACGGGAAUGUAUCCGGAUAAAGAAAAACACGAGCUAUCGAUUGUCCUAGAACCGACCACAGGUAUUCCACUCACGGUUAAGGCGCAACUACAGUUAAAUAUCUUGCUUCAACCAGUGGCUAAUAUGAGCAUGUUCAAGAAUGUAAGGGAGACCUACGUCCCGAUGUUGUGGUUUGCUCAAGAGGUUGAUCUAACUGCCAGCUACGCGAGCCAAGUCAAGCUACUCUUAAUUCUUCCAUCGUUAGGUACCGUAACCUUCUUUGGUAUAGCGGGAAUUGGAAUUCUUAUAGUCUUUAUCGGACUCUUCGUUUAUAUACGACAAAGAUGGCAAGGGGAGGAUAAUCAAGUAUUAAUAUCCAAAUACGACGGCGAUGUUAGAACAAGAGACGAAAUGUAGUAAUUGCUUCCUUUUACGCGCGUAAUUAUUAUAAGUCAGACGUCAAGAUUUAGAUAAAUUUUUUAUAUAUAGUCAUGUUUACUGUAUACGUUAUGGCUGAAACGCGAGUUCCGUUUAGUCCUUUCGUUAAUUCAGAAAAUACGCAUCGAUAUUUGUGUUCACGUGGGUUGACAAUCUUCCGUUCAAAAUCCAGAUCUACCACGCCCAUAAAAAUAUUGCAUAACUUAACGUUGUUGUCAAAAAUAACAUUCCACGUUUACAUUGACGCCGGACUUGUAGGAAUCAUGCCCUUUUUCAUGCCAUAGACAAAACUAAAAUAGUUUUACUUCCUUUUUUACUUCGCUUUACUUGAAUUCGAGCUUACUACUUCUUUACUUUCGGACAUAUAAUUAUGGAGCAGAGAUAAGACUGUAUCAACGUCUUAUAAAUAUUUGAAGCAGUUAAUGUACCAUAAGGGUACGAAAGUGCCUACUUUAGCUGUUAGUGUAGCUAUGAAUUUUCAAUAAGUAAUUGAUAAAUAACAAGCAUAGUUCAAACUGUCAAUAAGUAACUGUAAAUAUUGGAAAAUUCCUACGUUUGUCAAGAUAUGAAACGAAUGUAGUUUUUAUAUCACCGAUAUUAAAAUCUAUUAGGUACUUGUACGGUGGGACAAUCUUCAGGCAUAACUAAAACACCUUUUUGAUCAGUUACACGUGAGAGCGUAAUUAAAUUUACUAUUGGCAUGUUAUCAAAAGUAAACAUAAAUUCCGGUGUAAAUUCGGUAUAAAUGAUUUUAAUAUUGUGUAUUAAUGUUAUAUAUUGUCUAUAGAGGAAUCUAGUGCAAUAGAGUUGCGCGUAAUUUGCCAAGCAAUAAAUGCGGCGCUAAAUAAUUAUCAUACGCGGCGGAACCAAUUGUACGAUUGCGACUUUUAUUAAUAAUAAAAUAAUUGUGACAUCUUCGUAAAUUGUAUUAGUAUAUAUUUUCGCGCCAAUUACACGCGAUACACUCAAAUUGUGAUAAAAUUGAACAAUGCGUUCGGAUGUCGAAGCUUUAGAUAGUACGUUGCGGAGCAAUGGGACAAAUGUCGUAUUACGUGAAAUUACCAAAAGCUCGAUUUGGAUGAAAACUCCAGAGGAAAAUAUGUCGAGAUAGUUUUGCUUUUACAAGGUUCGUUUCGCUCUGUAUCCCGCAGCUUCAGACGUAACAAAACAUACGGCGCACUCACACGAGAUCGAACUUUCAAUACUUAUUGUCAUCCUAAAUAUCUGUGAUAUACAAUAGAGAAGAUGUAUAUGAUCGUGGAAAUGUGAACGGAGUAUAAAACUGUUUUAUCGAGA